Molecule: messenger RNA, 1254 nt
Organism: Spodoptera litura
Lineage: Eukaryota; Metazoa; Arthropoda; Insecta; Lepidoptera; Noctuidae
Source: RefSeq, a predicted model, not a curated record
AUGGCAACAAAAUUUUACACAAAAGACGGAAACUUAGAUCUUCUAUCUUUAUCGGUACCUGUCUAUCUAUACAACGAUCCUUUGUCGUUUUUAGAUGCUAUACAUGCAAUUAAAAAAAAUCCUCAGACUAAUUUGUUCGACUUGACAAGCCUUUAUGACUUUACAAUUUUAAAACCAACCGCUAUUCACUUCUUCUUUUGGUUAUUGUCUGAUUAUGGUAUUCCGAAUGGAUAUAGAAGAAUGGAUGCCUUCCCCAUUCAUACUUAUGAACUAGCAAAUAUACAUGGAGAGACACAUUAUGUCAGGUUCAAUUUCAGAACUGAACAGGGAUUCUCACCGCUCACUACACCACAAGCGGCCGCCAUUCAAGCUGUAGACCUGGAUUACUUUACCAGAGAUUUAUACAACGCGAUUGACUCAGGUGACUAUCCUGCAUGGAAACUGGAGAUGGAUGUGAUGACGCCACAUGACAUACAAAAACUGGAUUAUAAUCCAUUCGAUGUCUCAAGACUGUGGAAGAAUGGUACGUUUUUCACCGUGCCGAUAGGUAGGUUGGUAUUGAACAAACAUGUUGAAAAUCACUUUAGAGAUGUCGAACAAGCAGCAUAUAAUCCUGGUCAUUUAGUACCCGGUAUUCCUGGACCUGUAGACUUUUUAUUCCGUGGUAGAAGAAUGUUCUAUAGGGACACUCAAAAUUACCGUCUGGGCAGAAACAAUAAUAAGAUUUUAGUAAACACGCCAUUGUACGAGAAGACAUAUGUACGAGAUGGGAGACCACCGACUAAACUUAACAUGAAGAAUGCUCCUAACUACUAUCCUAAUUCAUUCCAUGGACCGGUUCCAUAUGUGGAUGAGCACAGACCGUGGAAGAAGUUGCUAGUAUUAGAAAGUAAUGCUGUUGAUUUGGAACCAGCAUGGUAUUUUUAUAACCAUAUUUUGGAAGACGAGGCUCACAGAGAGAGAUUCAUUACCAAUCUUGCCGUCAGUCUUGUACCGGUCACACCACCGGUGAUACAAAGAGCGUUUAAAAUGUUGCAUUUGAUUGAUGAAGAUUUAGCUAAACGUGCUAGGGCUGCUUAUGAUGUAGCGCUUGCAGCAGCGAUGGCUCUGCAAGCCGCUGCCAAAGCUACUGAUCAGGGUGUGACUCCUAAGAGGAAUUACCCAACUGCAGAAGGUCCCUCUAAACAUAACGACACAAAGAGAGUUUAUCGUUUAGGUAUUCAUCAUGAGCAUGACUUCAUGGAUCAUCACUAA